AGACUUUCUGACAAUGAGUAUAACAUGAAAAAGAUGUAACAUAAAUAAUACAUAAAUAAUUCAAGUAUAAUUUAAUGAAAUUCUUCUAUCGUGAGAAAAAAAAAUCAAUGAAAAUUGAAUCGGAGCGCCCGUCGAGAUUACUGUCCCAGCAUCCCAGAUGGCGCGUCGCGUCAUCUCGUUGGACAGUUCAAGUUCGCUAUCUCACGCGGGUAGAUGAAAAGAAGAAAAAAAGCGAUUGAUGAACCGCGAUGCUCUCGCGAACGACGCGAACUGCUGUUUAAUAGUUCUGUCAGGUGUAGUUUCACCAAAGCUGUGCGGAGUCGGUUAAUGAAAUCGCUCGAUCGUGAUAACUCCUCGUAAAAAUCACGUACGCAAUUUGUGGUUUCUCUAAUCUAAUUCGCUCCGAUAUCGAAUAUGCAGUAGUCCAGCUCGAGUCGGGGGAUCGUUGCUGAAAUUCCGGAGUUCAGUAAUCGUAAAUAAUCGGAGAUUAACCUCCGACAUGUCGGCGUCCGAGACGGCGGUGAUUUUUGCGAAGCUGGAGGCUUUAAAAGACAUUAGGUCAAAAACCCUUCAAUUGGAGAAACUGAAACAGAGAAUAUUGCAAGAGGUGGAACAGACCGAGCAAGAGGAGAAAUGUUUGUUAGAAUAUAAGCAAGAAAUGGAUCUGUUGAUGCAGGAGAAAAUGGCACAUGUAGAGGAAUUGCGUCAGAUACACGCAGAUAUUAAUGCGAUGGAAUCGGUGAUCAAGCAAGCAGAGGAAGCGCGUAACAGGGCGAGGGAAACUGCAAAACUGAUUCAUAAUAAUGAUUAUCAACCACUAAAGCAUGACAUUGACCGUAUGCGAAGGGAAUUUUUAGGUUUAGAAAGGUUACCAGAGUUAUAUGAGACUGAGUCGGAUCUUAUCUCCCCUGAACGGUUUGUUCAUAGCUACUUUGAACGGCCAAUGCAAAAGGCAGAAUGGAGAGUGGAAGUACGGGGUGAUGACUUGUUACCACCACUUGGGCUACAUCAUCCUGGGCAUCCAGGUGGUUCUACACCUUUCCUAGCUCCACAACCCCUUCAAGGGCCGAGCAAACCAGAGCCUAGACCAUUACCACCAGCCCCAGGGCCACCCGCUCCAACAUUCAGGUACCACUGGCAACAACCGCCACCUAUGAAGUCCUGCCUUUCAUGCCAUCAACAAAUUCACAGGAAUGCACCAAUUUGUCCACUUUGCAAAGCGAAAUCGCGUUCGCGUAAUCCUAAGAAACCAAAGAAGAAAGAUUAAUUGUAAUUAUAAGAUUAUUUGUGUAGAGAUGUGCGAAUUACUCAAAUAUGAAUGGAAUCUGAAAUCAAGUAAGACUCGAUUUGAUUUUGAAUUUCUGUGAUUCAUACUGUUCGAAAAUUUUGAAUCUAAGAGUUUCAAAUACGAGUUAUAUAUUGACAAUCUUAUAAAUCAUAUUUAAAAUGACUAUAUCAUAUAUCAGUAUUGUUCUUACUAUAGAAUUUUUUUUAUUUAUUAUUAAAAUUCAACCUAACAGUAAUUAUGCUGUUAAUUAAGUUAAAUCUCAACGAUUUGAUUCAGUUCAACAUGAAAAAAAAUCUUGAUUCGCACGUCUCUAAUAUUAUUUGUAUGAAUAAUCUGCAUUUCUACAAUUCAUCACAGACAGACAUAUAUUAAUCAUUUUUGUAAUCCAUAGUAACCAUGCACUCUUAUUAUAUCAUUAGCAUUUAUAAGUGAUAGCACAGCAUUUAUAAGAAGCUAUGUGUUUAUAUAAUGUGUCAAUUUUUUGACGAGUUUCUUUUUUAGAAUUAAAGGUUUUAUUAUAUUCAUGUUAUGAGUAUAUAAGAAGAAAUGUAAAAGAAAUGAUAGUCAAUUUCUACUACUACUACAAUAGAGAAAUAAAAAAUUUAAUAUUUGACAACUAA
Molecule: messenger RNA, 1908 nt
Organism: Solenopsis invicta (red fire ant)
Lineage: Eukaryota; Metazoa; Arthropoda; Insecta; Hymenoptera; Formicidae
Product: zinc finger C4H2 domain-containing protein
Exons: 5
Coding region: 500-1267 (255 amino acids)
Biological process (GO): positive regulation of neuron differentiation
Cellular component (GO): nucleus
Source: RefSeq, a predicted model, not a curated record